This is a messenger RNA of Quercus robur (English oak), 858 nucleotides long. RefSeq lists its product as uncharacterized. Bases 1 to 858 code for a protein of 285 amino acids. NCBI's taxonomy places the organism in Eukaryota, Viridiplantae, Streptophyta, Magnoliopsida, Fagales, Fagaceae. The record is from RefSeq and is a predicted model, not a curated record. The transcript has a single exon.
AUGGCAAGACGUUCAUCGCCCAACUCCGAGUUGUCCUCCGAGGAGACAGAUGGUGCUAGUUAUAGACGGAGAUCCAGAACUCCGCCCAACGAGUCUUUCUCCUACGACAAGAAGUACCACCAUAGACAUAGAGACAAAAGCCCACCUCGCAAAGGCCUGGGGAACGAUGCCAUGAACAAGGCGUUGAGCCAAGUUUCUAAGUCACCUUUCACACGAAACAUAGAAGUCGCGAGUCUUCCUUGGCAAUUCCAUCAACCCAUGUUCACCAUUUAUAAUGGUCGAACAGAUCUAGUGGAACAUGUCAGUCAUUUCAAUCAAAGGAUGACCGUUCAUUCCAAAGAUGAGGUUUUGAUGUGUAAGGUCUUUCCAUCUAGUUUGGGCCUAGUGGCGAUAAGGUGGUUCAAUGGUUUAAAGGCGAAUUCUAUUGACUCCUUUAAGAUGCUUACCCGGGCCUUUGGUGCUCGCUUUAUCACUUGUAGCGGGGUUUCUCGGCCUUUGGGAUCCUUAUUAUCUAUGUCCAUGCGGGAGGGGGAAAUUCUGAAGGCCUAUUCAGAUAGAUACUGGGAGAUGUUUAACGAAAUAGACGGAGACUAUGACGAUGUGACCAUUAGUACUUUCAAGGCUGGCCUCCUAGCGGAGCGUGAUCUGAGGAAAUCUCUGACUGGUAAGCAUGUUACCAGUGUGCGUCAAUUUAUGGAUCGGGUUGACAAGUAUAGAAGGGUAGAAGAAGACCAAAUGCAGGGAAAAGGAAAGACUAAAGUGAUCCCUCAGGAGAGGAGGGAUUUCAGGUCGAACUGGUAUAAUAAUAACCAACCUCAGAAAGACUUUGUUGGGCAGCCAAGAUCUGCCAGCACCUAG